Molecule: messenger RNA, 1725 nt
Organism: Populus nigra (black poplar)
Lineage: Eukaryota; Viridiplantae; Streptophyta; Magnoliopsida; Malpighiales; Salicaceae
Product: phosphoserine phosphatase, chloroplastic
Exons: 9
Coding region: 517-1404 (295 amino acids)
Biological process (GO): L-serine biosynthetic process; dephosphorylation
Cellular component (GO): cytoplasm
Molecular function (GO): magnesium ion binding; L-phosphoserine phosphatase activity
Source: RefSeq, a predicted model, not a curated record
CCCCCAUCAUUCAUGACUGCAAGAGCAACAAAAAAAAAAAAAAAACCCAUCAAUUUCAAAAACCUAAUUCUUCUUUUCUGGAAAAAAUUGCAGGGGAAAAGCAACAAUGUUUGGUAGAAAUUAAAAACCCAACCUCUAAAAACGACCCCAACUGAAAGGUCUCCUUCUCUUUCUCCCACCGCCCUGCCUGCAAGAUCAACCCAAAACCCAUCAAUCCUUCCUCCACCAUUUCAAAGAACGAACCACCAGCAUCGGAACCCCACACACCAUUCUCUGUUGAAGCCAUCUUCCCAAAACAGCCACCCAAAACAACACAUUACCCAUCGAUUACCAUUUCGCCUUCAAAUCAGUGACCAAACUCUAUACCAGAAGUCAUCUAUGUUAGCAGCUGAAGUGUGAGCAUCACGAGUUCAUAGCCGGACCACCUGCCAAAAAUUGUAACAGCGCUCCUAAACGCAGUCAGAAUCGGAACCGGAUCUUGCUGAGUUUAUUUGGACGGAAUCCCAAAGAUAAUUGAUGGAAGGCUUGGUGCACUAUCGAAUCAACCCCAUUCAUGCUACUCGUAGACAAUAUCGCUCUUGUCUUGUACCAGCAUUUUCCCUUCUUUUGUCAAAGAAUUUCACCAAAACUCCAGUUUUGUUUAUGAAAGGUCAUCGAUCAUUCAAUUCUGUUGUUGCUUCUGUUCAGUCUUUGGACGCCUCUGGUUUAGGCCACUUUGACAAUACCCUGCCAUCCAAAGUCAUUCUUCAACUUUGGAGAAGUGCUGAUGCUGUGUGCUUUGAUGUGGAUAGCACGGUGUGCCUGGAUGAGGGCAUUGAUGAACUUGCAGAGUUUUGUGGAGCUGGAAAGGCUGUUGCAGAUUGGACUGCAAGAGCAAUGGGUGGUUCUGUUCCCUUUGAGGAGGCCUUGGCUGCUAGAUUAUCUCUGUUCAAACCUUCCUUACCGCAAGUUCAAGAAUUUCUUGAAACGAGGCCCCCAAAGAUUUCCCCUGGCAUAAAUGAGUUAGUCAAGAAGCUGAAGGCUAAGAACACAAAUGUUUAUCUGAUCUCCGGAGGCUUUCGUCAAAUGAUCAAUCCUGUUGCAUCAAUCCUUGGUAUUCCACCCGAAAACAUAUUUGCAAACCAGCUACUCUUUGGAAGUUCUGGGGAGUUUGUAGGGUUUGAUGUGAAUGAGCCUACUUCCAGGAGUGGAGGAAAAGCAACGGCAGUUCAGAAAAUAAGGAAGGUCCAUGGAUACAAGGCUCUGGUUAUGAUUGGGGAUGGUGCAACAGAUCUUGAGGCUCGUAAACCAGGAGGCGCUGACUUGUUUAUUUGCUAUGCGGGUGUUCAACUUCGAGAGGCUGUUGCUGUGAAAGCUGAUUGGCUGGUUUUCAAUUUUGCAGAUCUGAUCAAUUCCUUGGAAUAGCUUGAAAUUCACUGUUCAUAUGAGAGCAUCAAUCAAGAAGAAUCAGCAUUUGGUUUCCUUCUCAUGCUCCUAUUAUAUAGAUUUAGCCUCUGUUGACCAAUCAAAAGUAUUUCCCCAUGGAACUGUGAUGGGAUGCAAAUGGGAGAGUUCAGUGUUAAUUUUUUCUUCUUUGUCGAUCACUAUUUUGUACAUCAUGGUGCUACAUAUCUGGAACUGAUGGUGUGGUUUUGUUUUGCGAUUAUACGUGUGUUUAUGGAAUGCUAAAUUGUACACGCAACUUGAUUCUGGAAAUACCACCUGCCCAUUGAUAUUUUGCGAUUA